AUGGAAGAUGACAAACCAUUAAGUGAAAGUGAACGAUCCAGCAAAGAACAUUAUAGUCAUUUAGAGGAAAAAAGAAAAUCUGCAUAUGACAAAAUACAGGGUGUACGGAUCGUCAAAGUUACAAAAGAUAACAUAGUGAAAGAUCUCAUCGAACUGUACAAGGAUCCCAGCAUCAGUAAUAGUCGCCUUCUAAUGGAGAUCGCAGGACAAGAAGACGCUGUUGGAAAUGGAGUACUAAGAGAGGCGUACUCUUUAUUUUGGGACAAUUUGUUGGCGAACAAUACCAUGGGCGAAACCGAGUUCACAAUUCCAAUGGCACCUCAUUUCACUUUUGAAGACUACGUAAGCAUCGGGAGAAUAAUCACCCAUCAAUUUGUUCAAUGUGGUGCUUUUCCUGUUAGAAUUUCUCAAGCAUCUAUCACACAAGCACUGCUUGGCGAUGUGUCCCCAGAGACGCUGAUUUCUUCGUUUCUUAAACUCUUGCCUCCUAGAGAGAGAGAAAUAAUUGAGAAAGGUUUAAGUGAUAGCACGGCGUUUUCCCAGGAUGAAAUAAUGGAAAUAUUAGAAGAUUACAACAUCAACACGUUGCCGACUACUGCGAAUUUAGCUUCCCUUAUUACCCAAAUAGGAAGAAAUGAAUUCGCACAGAAGCCUUAUCUAUGUCUGCUUAGGAUUCGCCGAGGUAUGGGCCCAAUGUGGGACGGUGUGAGUGAGAAGGAUAUUGCAUCUAUAUAUAAUCUUUGUCAACCAACAACACAACGUAUCAUUGACCAAAUAUAUAUGGUACAUAAAGAUCCCAAAGAUGCUCAAAUCAUGAGAUGGCUGCAACGGUAUCUCAAAAUAUGUAGUGAUGAAGCACUUGUCAACUUCCUCCGUUUCUGUACUGCGACUGAUGUUAUGCGACCGGAAUGCUGCAUUAAAGUAUCCACCGAGUUCAUGCCUCCAGCAGCCAUUCGUCCUAAAUCUCGCACUUGUUUUGGUAUCAUCGUUUUGCCAAGAAAUUACACAUCUUUUACGCAGCUUAGGAAGAACAUGGACUUUUACCUUCGUAAUCCAAAUUUGUGGGACUUAAGUGAUUAA
Molecule: messenger RNA, 1080 nt
Organism: Paramuricea clavata
Lineage: Eukaryota; Metazoa; Cnidaria; Anthozoa; Malacalcyonacea; Plexauridae
Source: the annotation of a GenBank genome assembly